Molecule: messenger RNA, 3041 nt
Organism: Dermacentor silvarum
Lineage: Eukaryota; Metazoa; Arthropoda; Arachnida; Ixodida; Ixodidae
Product: oligoribonuclease, mitochondrial
Exons: 6
Coding region: 219-917 (232 amino acids)
Cellular component (GO): mitochondrion
Molecular function (GO): nucleic acid binding; 3'-5'-RNA exonuclease activity
Source: RefSeq, a predicted model, not a curated record
CUGCGAAAUUCGAGCUUUGUGCCAAGUCCAACACAUGGAUCGAUGUGUUCAUAUCCACGUCCUAGAGUUACCGUAGGGAGGAACUCUACCACACCCCAGCGACGACUUCCUCUGAGCUGCUCUAAGAACGUGGCCGAUCUGGCAACAAACGCUGAAAGUGAUUUAAAACGAGCCGGAAAAAUCCAAGUCACAGCCAGAGCUAACAGCAGUUGACGCUCAUGAUUCUACGGCCGUUACUUUCGCCCCACUUGCGGGGUAUUAAAUCAAUCCUGUCCUGGGUUAGACCAGCUGCCACAAGGAUGGAGCAACGAGAAGGCGGCAAGGUGCUUUGCAGCGACGGGCUUGUUUGGAUAGACAUGGAGCUAACCGGCCUGAACCUGGAAACAGGCCGCAUCAUGGAGGUGGCUUGUCUGGUGACUGACAAGGAUCUCAACCCACUCUCAGGGGGGCUGAACCUGGUCUUGCAUCAGCCAGACGACAUUCUUGAGGAGAUGGGGGACUGGUGCAAGGAGCAUCACGGAAAGUCAGGCCUAACCCAGAAAUGCCGUGAGAGCCGUCUGACGGUCAAGGAGGCGGAAGACCAGCUAUGCGCGCAUGUUGGGGGUCUGGUGACACCUGGCCGCUGUCCACUGGCCGGCAGCACAGUUUACAUGGACCGUCGCUUCUUGCAGCGAGACAUGCCUCGACUGGAUGCCUUGCUUCACUACCGCAUUGUGGAUGUCAGCACUGUCAAGGAGCUUGCAAGGCGGUGGUUCGGAGACGAGUAUUACCAAGCCCUGAGGCUGAAAACAGCAUCCCACAGGGCCAUGCCAGACAUCCUGGAGAGCAUAGAAGAGCUAAGGUUCUAUCGGAAGAAGAUCUUCCUAGGAAAAGAGCCCAGUAGUGCCAGAAAAAUAGAACCAAAUGUUUCUAGUUAACAAAUUAUUACACCAUUCACACUGUCAUCAUCAUCAGCUUAUUUUUAUGUCCACUGUAGUACGAAGGUCUCUCCCUGCGACCUCCAAGUACCCUGUCUUGCGCUAGCUGAUUCCAACUUGCGCCUGCAAAUUUCCUUACUUCAUCAUCCCACCUAGUUUUCUGCCAUCCUCGACUGUGCUUCCCUUCUCUUGGUACCCAUUCUGUAACUCUAAUGGUCCACCUGUUAUUCAUCCUACGCAUUACAUGUCCUGCUGAGCUCCAUUUUUUUUUCUCUUAAUGUCCAUUAGAAUAUCGGCUAUACCAGUUUGCUCUCUCAUCUACACCGCUCUCUUCGUGCCUCUUAACGUUAGGGCUAACAUUUUUCGUUCCAUCGCUCUUUGUGCAGUAUUUAACUUGGUCUCGAGCUUCUUUGUUAACCUCGCAAGUUUCUGCCCCGUAUGUUAGCAACGGUAAAAUGCAAUGAUUGUACACUUUUCUUUUCAACAACAGUGGUAAGCUCCCAGUCAGGAUUUGGCAAUGCCUGCCGUAUGCACCCCAACCCAAUUUUAUUCUUCUGCAAGUUUCCUUCUCAUGAUCCCGCUCCCCUGUGAUUAAUUGACCUAGGUAAACAUACUCCUUUACAGACUCUAGAGGCUUACUGGCGAUCCGGAAUUCUUGUUCCCUUGCCAGGCUAUUGAACAUUAUCUUGGUCUUCUGCAUAUUAAUCUUCAACACCACUCUUACACUUUCUCAGUUAAGUUACUCAAUCAUUUGUUGUAAUUCAUCCCGAUGGUUGCUGAACAGGACAAUGUCAUCUGCAAACCAAAGGUUGCUGAGAUAUUCGCUGUUGAUCCUCACUCCUAAGCCUUUCCGGGAAAGUCUAAUAGCUUGAAUACUUCUAACUAUGCAUUGAAUAGCAUAGGAGACAUUGUCUCUACUUGCCUGACCCCCUUUUUGAUAGGUAAUUGUCUACUUUUCUUGUGGAGAACCACUGUAGCUGUGGAAUCUCUGUAGAUAUUUCCCAAGAUAUUCACAUAUGCCUCCUGUACUCCUUGAUUACGCAUGCCUCUAUGACUGCUGGUAUCUCUACUGAAUCAAAUGCCUUUUCAUAACCUAUGAAAGCCAUAUACAAUCGAACCAACUUUUAACGAUACCUCUUUUAACAAUAUAUCGGUUAUUACAAUGAGAAACUGCUGCACCAUCAACUUUUGUAUGUUUUCUAUGGUGAAUUAACCGACUUAAUUACUACAGUGCCCUGUGCCGCAUUAUCAGUUUUAAUGAUGAAGUCUGGAUACUGGGUGUCCGUGCCGAAAGAGAAUGGAAUGCGAAAUCCUUGAAAAGAAAAAAAGAAAUUCGAGCAGCUGCAUGCCAGCCUUCUCCGCCUCGCUCUCCUCACACGCCUCUCUCCCGUUGUCCUUCCACCCCUCCGAACACGAAUGGGCUCUACCCAUAGCUUUACGCCGCACCACCCUCCGAAACACGAAUGGACUGUGCUAACUGUGCUGAUAGCCCUGAUAGCACUGGCAGUGGUUGCUUGCUGGCCGCUCAUACUGCGCAGUUCUGCCGACGGAUUAAUGCAAGUGUUGCAUGGCACACUUUUGAUCGCGAUUAAGCCCAAUCCGGAUUGAAUUUCUUGGUUGUGAUUGACUCCUUUGCGCAAGCUGCACGAGGGAGCCAAUUGCGGUUGAGAAUUUCGAUCUGGAUCGGGCUUAAUUGCGAUCAAAAGUGGUUGUGUGACACCGGUAUAAGUUGUUCCGGGCCACGUGGUUUCUCAGCCUCGUUUGACUCGCCGCCUAAACGGAAGAUGGCUGAUCUGCCUGCUCAUCAUCGGCAAUGCAUGACAUUAGAGAGGUUUAGUUUGUCCGCUAAUCGGGUAAACGCGGGCAGACCCGGGCCUUGGAGCGUUGUGGCGGAACCGUAAACGUGAGCGGCUUGUAUGAUGCCACCUGGUAGUGCAGAGAUCAAACAGACAGAAACAGCUAAUAUUGCAGUAACCAAGUGUAUUCUACUUUGCUGCUGGUGUAAAUAUUGGGCUGCAACAUGAUUAUGCCACUGCCGAAUAUAUAUAUACAUAUAUAUACAUUUACCAUAUUUAACUGCUUUUUAUGAAAGAAAACUUUAUUAAUAAAACACAAAAAGCACGA